This is a messenger RNA of Cuscuta europaea, 1009 nucleotides long. Lineage: Eukaryota; Viridiplantae; Streptophyta; Magnoliopsida; Solanales; Convolvulaceae. The record is from the annotation of a GenBank genome assembly.
GCUUAGCUUUCUGGCCAAUAUGGACGAUUUCACGAUGCUGCCGGAGGGAUGCAUCUCUGAAAUCGUUUCCUUCACUUCGCCGGCCGAUGCAUCGGCGUUGUCCGUCAUCUCCAAACGCUUCAAAUCGGCAACUGAGUCAGACACCGUAUGGAAGAAAUUUUUGCCGUCUGAUAUUGAUGAAAUCGUCUCAAAAUCAUCCGCUCCCUUUGAUUUGCCACCCACCAAGAAGGAACUUUAUAUGUUCCUUUCUCAUUCCCACAUUUUCCUUGAUGGAGGAAAGCUGGGUCUUUUUCUGGAUAAAAGAACUGGAAAGAAAUGUUUCAGAGUUGCAGCCUCAGAACUUGUUUUCACCCACAGGAAUGUCACAAAUCGCAUGUAUACGGAACCAGAGCUAUUAUGUUCCAGGCACUCUGAUGUUGCUGUAAUCAAGUCACAUGAUCGCGAGUAUGACAUUUAUGGGAGAAUGAGCAGUGAAAAGUUAUCUGAAGAAACACGCUACUCAUCCUAUUUGGUGUUCAAGCUAUCAGCGCCUUCAGCGGAGCAUGUCUACAUCACGCUCUCAUUCUGGGGAGUGUGUAGAUUUGUUGACAAUGAGGAUAAAGAUGUGGCCGAAAUGAGAUCUCGGUUUUAUAAUUUUGGAUUUCCCGUUGUUAGAGACGAUGGAUGGUUGGAGGUGGAAAUUGGGACCUUUUUCAACGCUGGAGGGAAUCGAGGUGAUGUUGAAUCAUGUUUGUUUAAUGUCGUUACUGGGUACGGCCGAUUCCUUACUGUGCGAGGGCUUGAAAUUCGGCCAGAAAUUAUUUUUGGAGGUAUGAGUGAUUGGGGAUUUUCUAAAGAAUUUUUGGAAGUAAAAGCCGAUUUCUAGCUAGAGAUUUUAAUGUAUUACAUUCGAUGGGGUGUAUCCAUCUACUAUCAGGACAUGUUGAAUCUCAUUCUCGUAAUUGCUUGGAAAUCUUAUGUUUUGGUCAUCGUUUUUUUCAAUUAUAUUUAUUUUAGUAAUAAAUCCGUC